AUGUCGGCACCAGCCUAUUCAGAAGUACCCCAGCAGCCAUACUCAGAUGGAGAGGCAAGGCAGUUUGGAGACAAUGUCCCUGACGAUUUCAAAUACUCAGUGGACGUAGCAGCGUGUGAGUUACCAGUGCGUCAAUUGUUUAUUCGUAAAGUUUAUUCGCUUUUAUCAAUCCAAUUGAUGGCUUCGGUUGUUGUUGGAUAUAUUAUAAGGUCGUCAGAUUCGAUCAAGAUGUGGACUUUGCAAAAUCCAUGGGUUUUGAUAAUUUCAUUGGUGGGUGCUAUUGGAUUUAUGAUUGGAGCUUUUUUCAAGGCUAGGUCAUACCCUGUGAAUUUGAUCUUACUAGGCGGAUUCACAUUAUUUGAAGCAUUUAGUUUGGGUUUUGCGUGUGCGUUCAUUGAGAGCGGAAUAUUAAUCGAGGCCAUUUUGUUAACGCUCAUCAUUUUCAUUGGUUUAACGUUAUUUGCUUUUCAGACCAAAUAUGAUUUUGUUAGUUGGCAAGGUACAGUGGGGAUGAUGUUGUGGGGUCUAAUUGGCUGGGGUUUCAUUAUGAUGUUUUUUCCAGCAAGCAAGCUUAUUGAUAAUGUAUACUCCUUGAUUGGUGCACUUGUUUUCAGUAUCUAUGUGAUUAUAGAUACACAAAACAUCAUGAAGACAUGCCAUUUGGACGAUGAAGUGAUUGCUACAAUCACGUUGUACCUCGAUGUGAUUAACUUAUUCUUAUUCAUUUUGAGAUUGUUAAACAACAACAGCAACAAUGAUUAA
Molecule: messenger RNA, 762 nt
Organism: Lodderomyces elongisporus
Lineage: Eukaryota; Fungi; Ascomycota; Pichiomycetes; Serinales; Debaryomycetaceae
Exons: 1
Coding region: 1-762 (253 amino acids)
Source: RefSeq, a predicted model, not a curated record